This is a messenger RNA of Umbelopsis ramanniana AG, 1128 nucleotides long. RefSeq lists its product as uncharacterized. Lineage: Eukaryota; Fungi; Mucoromycota; Umbelopsidomycetes; Umbelopsidales; Umbelopsidaceae. The transcript has 7 exons. Gene Ontology annotation, molecular function: 5'-flap endonuclease activity; 5'-3' DNA exonuclease activity. The record is from RefSeq and is a predicted model, not a curated record. The coding region runs from base 31 to 1041 and encodes 336 amino acids. Gene Ontology annotation, biological process: mismatch repair; DNA recombination; DNA double-strand break processing. Gene Ontology annotation, cellular component: nucleus.
CGCGUUCCGCACUACAUUACAACUUGAACCAUGCCUAUUAGGCACUUUGACAUUUUCCUCGCUGAAAGGCGUUUGAUACAGACCUCGGCUGUGACUCUCCUGAAAGAUCAAAAGAUCGGCAUCGAUGCAAACUACUGGCUUAGAAAAGUUUUACCCAAGGAGCCCACUGCCGUCGCCAUAGGCGGUUUUCCCUCCGGUAUUCGCGCAGCCAUCGAGAAAGAACUAGAGAAUUUCAAGAAACACCGCAUUCAACCCGUCUUUGUGUUCCAAGGUCUUAACAUGGUGCGCAAAGACAAACCGUUUUCUAAUCAAGAUAGUAGACCUGGACGACGUGAGAAUGGGUGGGAAACAUAUGAUAAUGGAAAGCUCGAUGCAGCCUUGUCGAUAUGGGCUAGCAGUGGAGGUGUUCAACAGUCCGACAUGAUCACUUAUGUCAUGGAAAUCCUCACCGAAAACAAGGUUGAAUUCAUUCGUGCUCCAUACUCACAGUGGGCUCAGUUGUCGUAUAUGCAUUCUCAUCCACGACAUAUUGUAAACCGAGUACUUGGAGGAUCAGAAAUGCUGAUUUGGGAUGUGGAUAAUGUCAUUGUUGGGAUUGAUCUGCAGAAAGGAAACUAUUCUUGGUUGAGCAAGAAAACCGUCCUAUCUGAUCUUGGACUUUCUGAGGAUCAGUUCUUGGAUGUUUGUAUUCUUGCCGGAUUCGACUAUUGCCCCACAUUCCCGCCAUUGAGCAACAACAUGAUUGGGUUUACAUUCAAAGGAACACAUGAUUUGGUUAAACAACACAAGACUGGAUUCAAUGUUGUGCAGGCAUAUGCAGAUGAUCCAAGCGUCAGCAAAACACACUACAUAGAUACAUUCUGCCGUACUCGCUGUGCUGUCAAAUAUCAUCUGGUUUAUACCGAUGAUGGUGAAGUUCGCCCAUUGCAUCAUGAACGUGCACCAAGUGAUCUUCAUGAGAUCAUUGGCUACAGGUUGCCUGAUGAAGUGUACUUUUACCUAUUAACUGGCAUGAUUGGACCACAGAAUCAGGUGUUUUGAUAGAAAACGCCCCUCUUUGCAAUGGCGAAACCCAGGAAUACCACAUUUUCCUUCAGCAGCUUCUAAACAUCAGAACACAGACUCUCA